This is a messenger RNA of Coffea eugenioides, 2218 nucleotides long. Its product is annotated as histone acetyltransferase GCN5. Gene Ontology annotation, molecular function: protein binding; histone H3 acetyltransferase activity. The transcript has 12 exons. Bases 281 to 1912 code for a protein of 543 amino acids. Gene Ontology annotation, cellular component: histone acetyltransferase complex. Gene Ontology annotation, biological process: positive regulation of transcription by RNA polymerase II; chromatin remodeling. The record is from RefSeq and is a predicted model, not a curated record. Lineage: Eukaryota; Viridiplantae; Streptophyta; Magnoliopsida; Gentianales; Rubiaceae.
GCUGCGGCACGACAUUUCUCUGGUCUGAAGUGCCAGCUUCCGUACUCAGGUGGACAGUUGAGUGGACACUGGCGGGGACAGGAACAACCCCGGGAACCCUACCUCGAUCCAAAAAAGAGGAAAAAAACCCCCUAUUUUUCAGUAACGAGCUUCAAAAUUACGCAAUUCGUCUGUUGCCAACUCGAUCCUGAACUUCAAUUCCUUUAUCUGAGUUUCUGAUUUUCAUAAAAUCCAAGCAAAAUCAAUAUUGAUAACUUAUCUGAACCAUCAAUUAAAAGCAAUGGACAGUCACUUAACAGCGCCGGUCCGUUCUCGUAGCUCACAGUCGGCGUCUCCGUCACACUCUGCAUCGGCCUCAGCUACGUCAUCCAUCCACAAGCGCAAGCUGGCGUCUGACGAUCACGCACCGCCAUUCCCUUCCUCGUUCUCCGAUACGCGCGACGGAGCACUGACAUCCAACGACGACUUAGAAAGCAUCAGUGCACGAGGCGCGGACUCCGAUUCCGACGACGAGUCCGAGGAGGUGGUUGACGAUGAAGAGGAGGAGUAUGAUAAUUCCUCCAUGAGGAAUUUUACGGCCUCGAGGCUAGAGACCAGCGUGCCACCCCUAGCGAGGAAUACCAAACUCAAGACUGAGAACUCCGUCAAAGUUGAGCCCUCCGAGAUGGCGAAAGAUGGUGGCAACGGUGGCGCCUCUUUCAAUGCUGCAAAUUCUGCUGGUGUUGGUUCUGCUCCUGGUACUGGGGUGAAGGAUGAGGUAGCGAAGAAUAUUCUUACAGAUAAUAUACAAACAAGCGGGGCUUAUAGUGCAAGAGAGGAGAGUUUGAAGAGAGAAGAGGAAUCAGGAAUGCUGAAGUUUGUAUGCGUGUCGAAUGAUGGUACUGAUGAGCAUAUGGUUUGGUUGAUAGGGUUGAAGAAUAUAUUUGCCAGGCAACUGCCUAACAUGCCUAAGGAAUAUAUUGUUCGUCUUGUGAUGGACAGAAACCACAAAUCUGUUAUGGUUAUCAGACGUAAUCAGGUUGUUGGUGGCAUAACAUACCGUCCUUAUGUGAGCCAGAAGUUUGGGGAGAUAGCCUUUUGUGCAAUCACAGCAGAUGAACAAGUUAAGGGCUAUGGGACCAGGCUGAUGAACCACUUAAAGCAGCAUGCACGCGAUGUGGAUGGGCUAACUCACUUUCUAACUUAUGCUGACAAUAAUGCUGUCGGUUACUUCGUCAAACAGGGCUUCACAAAGGAGAUUUACCUAGAGAAAGAGCGGUGGCAUGGGUAUAUUAAGGAUUAUGAUGGAGGGAUUCUUAUGGAAUGCAAAAUUGAUCCGAAGCUUCCUUACACUGAUUUGUCAACUAUGAUACGCCGGCAGAGAAAGGCAAUUGAUGAAAAGAUAAGGGAGCUAUCUAAUUGUCAUAUUGUCUACAAAGCAAUUGAUUUUCAGAAGAAGGAAGCUGGUAUCCCCAAGAAGGCUAUCAAAGUUGAGGAUAUACCUGGCUUGAGAGAUGCAGGUUGGACUCCUGAUCAGUAUGGCCAUUCUCAGUAUAAGAUGGUUAGCUCCUUAACAGAUGGUGUCUCGCAUCAGAAGGCCAUGACUACAUUUAUGCGGUCACUUGUAAAGGUGAUGUAUGACCAUCCUGAUUCUUGGCCGUUUAAGGAACCUGUUGAUGCAAGAGAUGUGCCUGACUAUUAUGACAUCAUUAAAGAUCAAAUAGAUUUGAAGGCCAUGGCAAAACGGGUAGAAUCAGAGCUGUAUUACGUGACUCUUGAUAUGUUUGUUGCGGAUAUCAGGAGGAUGUUUGUAAAUGCACGCACGUACAACUCUCCUGAGACGAUCUACUAUAAAUGUGCAACCAGGUUGGAAUCACAUGUAAUGAACAAGUUUCUAGGCGGUGUCCAAUCUGGUAGCAAGAUUCAACAAUAGCAUAUUUACAGAUUCUUAAGGAGAAUAUGAGCACCACUAAAUUGGUUCCUUCAUUCGCAUGUUAAGCCAUAUUUAUCUGGUAUCAUGAGCGACAUUGAAUUGUUCUUAUACAUCAUAGAAUUGUCUAGAAUCUUUCCAUGUUUACGCGAGAAAAAUGAAGACAUUGCUCUGACACUCCUCUAUUAGUUGGUCCAAAUUACCUGUCAGUUAGUUACUAUUUUAGUAUGGGUUGUAUUCAGUUCUUAAUGUUAACAUUGUCAGAAUUUACAAAUAUGAUGUUUGCUUAAGGUAUUUUGUUUUGAUUUU